AUGUAUCGCUUGUCGAGCAUUUUCCUUCUUUUCAUUUAUUACUUUAUAUUUGUGGAUUCAAAUGACGGCCCUUCUGAGUCGCCGAUCGAAAAUGAAACAACGGAAAAACCGGCUUUCAAUUUGGAACUGUUCAAUGCGUUGAAGGCAUUCUCAGACGAAAUGGAGGAACGAAAAGCUGAAGGCGACGUGGUUGAGGGACAGAACGACUCAGCUUUAUUCGAUCCAUUAAACCCUUGUGCUCACUUCAGCGGCAAUUGGACACAUUUCAACGGCUCUUGCUAUAAGAAAUUUCACGUGGACAUGAUGCACGCUGCAUCGAAAGCUCUAUGCGAGAGAAAGAACGCAAAGCUGGCAUCGAUUCACAGCCAAGAGGAGCAGGAUUUCGUUUUUAACGCCUAUGGACACAGCUGGAUCGGAUUGGAGAAAGUCAACGGCACGUGGACUUGGAGCGAUGGGAGUGCAAUGGAUUAUACGAAUUGGGGAUAUGCUAGAUGGGGAGAAGAUCAAGCGACGAUCUCCAACAGUGACACGGGCUUCUGGAGUGAGAGCCGAGCCGUCAUCGUGACUGGGCCGAUUUGCAGGAAAUCUCCUCGGUCA
This is a messenger RNA of Mesorhabditis belari, 597 nucleotides long. Lineage: Eukaryota; Metazoa; Nematoda; Chromadorea; Rhabditida; Rhabditidae. The record is from the annotation of a GenBank genome assembly.